CAUGCAUUUGAACAAGAUCUUGGUUGCCAACAGAGGUGAAAUACCUAUUCGUAUUUUCAGAACCGCGCACGAACUGUCUCUACACACCGUCGCUGUAUUUAGGUAAGCCAUCCACUGGCCCGAGCCCUGGAUAGCUCACUAGCAGCGGUGUCCGGCUAACCCCACCAGUUAUGAGGACCGUCUUAGCAUGCAUCGGCAAAAGGCCGACGAGGCCUAUGUUAUUGGAAAGCGUGGUCAAUAUACUCCAGUUGGCGCUUAUCUCGCCGGCGACGAGAUUAUCAAAAUUGCGCUGGAGCAUGGCGUUCAGAUGAUCCACCCUGGUUACGGGUUUCUGUCCGAAAAUGCUGUAUUUGCACGAAAUGUCGAGAAAGCCGGCUUGAUUUUUGUCGGCCCCUCGCCCGACGUCAUUGAUUCCCUCGGCGACAAGGUCUCGGCCCGCAAGCUCGCUAUCGCAGCCAAGGUUCCGGUUGUUCCCGGAACCCCGGGUGCUGUCGGCACAUUCGAAGAAGUCAAAAGCUUCACCGAUGAGUAUGGUUUCCCCAUCAUCAUCAAGGCCGCCUACGGUGGUGGUGGUCGAGGCAUGCGAGUAGUACGGGAGCAGUCAGAUCUAAAGGAAGCGUUUGAGCGAGCCACCUCUGAGGCAAAGACGGCCUUUGGAAAUGGCACGGUCUUUGUUGAACGCUUCCUAGACAAGCCAAAGCACAUCGAAGUCCAACUUCUCGGAGACAACCAUGGAAAUAUCGUCCACCUGUAUGAGCGCGACUGCUCGGUUCAGCGGAGGCACCAGAAAGUAGUGGAGAUUGCCCCGGCCAAGGACCUUCCCGCGGAAACCCGAGAUGCGAUUCUCGCCGAUGCUGUGAAGCUGGCCAAAUCCGUCAACUACCGAAAUGCCGGUACUGCGGAGUUCCUUGUGGAUCAGCAGAACCGCUACUACUUUAUCGAGAUCAACCCCCGUAUUCAAGUCGAACACACUAUUACCGAGGAGAUCACCGGAAUAGACAUCGUGGCCGCUCAAAUCCAGAUUGCUGCUGGCGCUUCUUUGCAGCAGCUUGGUCUGACCCAAGACCGGAUCUCUACCCGGGGUUUUGCCAUCCAGUGUCGAAUCACUACCGAGGAUCCUGCUAAGCAAUUCCAGCCUGACACUGGCAAGAUUGAAGUGUACCGAUCUGCUGGUGGAAAUGGUGUUCGUCUCGAUGGUGGUAACGGAUUCGCCGGUGCGGUAAUCACCCCCUACUACGAUUCUAUGUUGGUGAAGUGUACCUGCCAUGGCUCCACCUACGAGAUUGCUCGUCGUAAAGUCCUCCGAGCUCUAAUUGAGUUCCGUGUCCGUGGCGUGAAGACCAACAUUCCUUUCCUCGCUUCUCUACUCACUCACCCAACAUUCAUUGAUGGUAAUUGCUGGACUACCUUCAUUGACGAUACUCCGCAACUAUUUGACCUCGUUGGCAGCCAAAACCGUGCCCAGAAACUGCUUGCCUACCUUGGUGAUGUUGCCGUGAACGGAAGCAGCAUCAAGGGUCAAAUUGGUGAGCCUAAGUUCAAGGGUGAAUUUAUCCUACCAGACCUUUUGAAUGAAGAUGGCUCCAAGAUUGAUGUAUCACAACCAUCCACCAAGGGAUGGCGCCAAAUUCUUUUGGAACAAGGUCCCAAGGGCUUCGCUAAGGCCGUCCGUCAAUACAAGGGCUGCCUGCUUAUGGACACCACCUGGCGUGACGCCCAUCAGUCGCUGCUCGCUACCCGUGUGCGAACCGUUGAUCUCCUAGGCAUUGCCAAGGAGACCAGCCACGCUUUGAGCAACUUGUACAGUCUAGAGUGCUGGGGUGGUGCUACCUUCGAUGUCGCAUAUCGAUUCCUCUAUGAGGAUCCAUGGGACCGACUUCGUAAAAUGCGCAAGGCGGUUCCCAAUAUUCCCUUCCAGAUGCUUCUUCGCGGAGCUAACGGUGUUGCGUACGCUUCUCUCCCAGACAAUGCCAUUGAGCACUUUGUUGAGCAUGCAAAGAAGAAUGGUGUCGACAUUUUCCGAGUUUUCGACGCGCUGAACGACAUAAACCAGCUCGAAGUUGGUAUUAAAGCUGUGCAAAAGGCUGGUGGUGUUGCUGAAGGAACUGUCUGCAUUUCCGGAGACAUGCUCAACCCCAAGAAGAAGUACAACCUGGAGUAUUACUUGGAUCUUGUUGAUAAACUGGUUGCUCUUGAUAUCGAUGUUCUUGGUCUCAAAGAUAUGGCUGGUGUUUUGAAACCACAUGCGGCUACCCUGUUGGUUGGAUCCAUUCGCAAGAAGUACCCUGACCUUCCUAUCCACGUUCAUACCCACGAUUCCGCAGGUACUGGUGUUGCGUCUAUGGUUGCUUGCGCCAAGGCAGGUGCAGAUGCUGUUGACGCUGCUACCGAUAGUCUGUCCGGAAUGACAUCGCAACCUAGCAUUAACGCUAUACUGGCAUCGCUUGAAGGCAGCGACCUGGAUCCCGGCUUGAACCCGGCCCAUGUUCGUGCUCUAGACACCUACUGGUCUCAGCUGCGUCUUCUCUAUUCACCAUUCGAGGCUCACCUAGCUGGCCCUGACCCGGAGGUGUACGAACAUGAGAUUCCUGGUGGCCAGCUCACGAACAUGAUGUUCCAAGCCUCUCAACUAGGUUUAGGUUCACAGUGGGCCGAGACCAAGAAGGCAUACGAACAUGCUAAUGACCUUCUUGGUGACAUCGUUAAGGUCACUCCUACAUCCAAGGUUGUCGGUGAUCUUGCUCAAUUCAUGGUGUCCAAUAAACUGUCCCCUGAGGAUGUAGUCAACCGCGCUGGCGAACUUGAUUUCCCUGGGUCAGUGCUUGAAUUCCUUGAAGGUAUGAUGGGUCAACCUUACGGUGGCUUCCCUGAGCCGCUGCGCAGCAGAGCGCUCCGAAACCGCCGCAAGUUCGAUAAGCGACCUGGUCUGUACCUCGACCCUGUUGACUUCAAGAAGGUUCGAUCAGAGCUUAACCAGAAGUGGGGUCAUGUGACCGAGUGUGACGUUGCUUCUCACUUGAUGUAUCCCAAAGUAUUCGAUGACUACAGGAAGUUUAUCCAGAAAUAUGGCGAUCUAUCCGUCCUACCCACCCGAUACUUUCUCUCCGCCCCCAAGAUUGGUGAGGAGUUUCAUGUCGAGCUCGAAAAGGGCAAGGUCCUCAUCCUGAAGCUCCUGGCGGUCGGGCCAUUGUCGGAGAACACCGGUCAGCGUGAGGUGUUCUAUGAGAUGAAUGGCGAGGUUCGCCAGGUCACUGUCGAUGACAACAAGGCCAGCGUUGAGAAUGUCAGCAGGCCGAAGGCCGACCCUGGCGAUUCAAGCCAGGUCGGUGCCCCUAUGGCUGGUGUGCUCGUUGAAUUACGAGUACACGAAGGCUCAGAUGUCAAGAAGGGCGAUCCUCUCGCAGUCCUCAGUGCUAUGAAGAUGGAAAUGGUCAUCUCCGCGCCUCACAAUGGCAAGGUUAACGGGCUGCAGGUCAAGGAGGGCGAUUCUGUCGACGGCUCAGACCUUGUAUGCAAGAUUACCAAAUCUUAAAAGGACAAAGAAACAUGGGCUUACAGUUAUUGGGCCGGCGUUUUCGGCGGUGGGCGAUCUUCGAUGAGGCUGAGACUUUCCAGAAAGUUAGUCUAUCUUGGGAAUAAGAACUCUGAUAAGACGAUUUUGGGCGUAGCCUUUCCUCCUUUUCAUAGUAUGUAUUACGCAGAGAAAAGACAAUAAAAAAUGGUUUAGCUGUCUCGAAAUGUAAUUACCCAGUCACAUGCAUACUAGAAAUAAAAGCACCGCUUUUCGUGUA
Xylaria bambusicola is the source of this 3791-nucleotide messenger RNA. Its product is annotated as pyruvate carboxylase. The record is from RefSeq and is a predicted model, not a curated record. The transcript has 9 exons. Gene Ontology annotation, molecular function: pyruvate carboxylase activity; metal ion binding; ATP binding. Lineage: Eukaryota; Fungi; Ascomycota; Sordariomycetes; Xylariales; Xylariaceae. Gene Ontology annotation, biological process: gluconeogenesis; pyruvate metabolic process. Bases 188 to 3532 code for a protein of 1114 amino acids. Gene Ontology annotation, cellular component: cytoplasm.